Cephus cinctus (wheat stem sawfly) is the source of this 1918-nucleotide messenger RNA. RefSeq names its product tektin-3. Gene Ontology annotation, biological process: cilium assembly; cilium movement involved in cell motility. The transcript has 8 exons. Lineage: Eukaryota; Metazoa; Arthropoda; Insecta; Hymenoptera; Cephidae. Gene Ontology annotation, cellular component: microtubule cytoskeleton; nucleus. The record is from RefSeq and is a predicted model, not a curated record. Bases 170 to 1756 code for a protein of 528 amino acids.
UUCACACAUUAACUACAUUUUUUGCAAUGUUACAAAAAGAUAAAUAAAUUACAUGGAUAACCUAAUUGCACGCAAUAAUGCCAAAUCACUAAUGGAAGAAAAUCAAUAUUGUUUCCAAUAUCUAUGAAAUUAAUAAUUAUCAGAAAACUGCAUAAAGACACAAUAUCUAAUGUGCACAUUUCAUUAUACGGAUCAGUCUAAAUUAUACAGGAAUUAUUUACUUACGCUCUGGAGCAUCGUUAGGAACAUCAGCCAUAUUGGACAUGUACUCAGCCACACUAGUCAACUUCAGCCUUGGAGCACAGUUGGAGCUUCUAUGCCGUGCACACAAGUUUUGGUUCCUAUCCGAGCCAGCGAUUAUCAAAGAACUCAUAGACAACAGCCUUGGCGAUCUAAUAUGGGUUACGAGAAUAUCGAAUUGGUUCCAUUAUCUCGAACAAAAGCUAUGACGAAUUACACUGGGGAUCCUAUGAGCAACAUGACUACUCAGCCUUUGAAGUUUCCAAAUUUGGUUACUGGAUAUGAACGGAAUCCUGUACACGCGUCGCAAGCAGCUAUGUACACAAGAUAUACGCCAAAUGAAUGGUAUCAGAAGCAAAUAAAGUUUUAUAACGAAGCCAAUACGAACAGACAAUAUUCUGAAAGAAUAAGAAACGACGCCGUGAAAGUGAUGAGAACUGCAGAAGAAAAGAUACAAUACGGUCAAUACGACACGAGUCGUCGACUUGGUGAGAGAAUAAGCGACGUGACUUUUUGGAGGAAUGAAGUGGCGUCUGAAUUGGAAAGAUUGAUUCAGGAAAGUGAGAGGCUUCAGGAUUGCCGAAGUGUUUUGGAAAAAGCCAUACAGGAUAUAGAAGGGCCGUUGCAUAUUGCUGAAGAAUGUCUCUACCAUAGAGAAUCGAGAAAAGGUACCGAACUGAUUCAUGAUGAUACGGAGAAAUCUCUGCUGUGUGAAAUAGGAAAUUUGCGGAACAAUGAAAAGAAGUUGGAGGCUUGCCUCGAUAAGUGUAAAGAUCAGCUCCGCAACUGCAGGGCAGUGCAAAAUCAGUUGGAACUAGAUAUGAAAAAUAAAGAAGGUGCCUUGGGUAUAGAUAUGCUGUGUCAUCAAUUGAAUAAUCAUAGUCAAGGAUUACAGUAUUAUGCUGGAAUUGAAAAAUUUGAUCCAUGUGUGUCGGAACAAGAAACCUGGGCAGAAGCGGCCAAUAGAAUCGUUCAAAAAUCACAAACGGAAAGAACCAAGUCUUGUCAGUUGCGCACAGAUGCGGAAGCGCUAAUAAAUCGUGUAGCCCAAGAAAUAUGGGAUGCCUGGACCAAUACGAACAACGCAGUAAGUCGUAGAUGCUCCGAACUGCUAGAAGCCAAGAGUAAACUUCAGCAGCACCUUCAUAAGAUUCAACAAGAGAUUUUUGACGUGGAGAAAAAUAUUGAAUUGAUGCGGAAAAGCAUUGCGGAUAAGAGUUACGCGCUCAAGGUUGCUCAUACUAGACUUGAGGCCAGAAUGCAUCGUCCUGAACUUGAAUUGUGUCGCGAUUAUGCGCACAUGAGCUUGCAGAAAGAAAUAGAUGACAUAAAUCAACAGGUGGAACGAAUGCAUAAGAUGUUGAAGGAGCUUGAAAAUCAACAUCAGAGAUUGUUAAGAACACGAAAUGAAAUGGAACACGAUAUGGCACUUAAAAUCGAUGCCAUGUAUAUCGAUAAAGAAAAAGUUUGCGGAUUACGACGAGCUUAUCCCAUUAACGCGCUCUUUAGAUUCUGAUGUGUUCGGAUGCGCGUUUUAGGAAAGAUUAGAAGUAGACGACGUAGUCGGAAUGCACUCCUAGAGUGAUUUAGGUCAUGUGACAUUUCGAUGAAAAUUCGCUGAAAGUUUGUCAAAUAUUUAUUGCUCUGUACAAUUAUAAUAAACUUUAAAACAAAGUUA